CCCCUGUCGGCCAUUAAAAUUCUGAUAAGAAAAUGUCACUGUCAUUAUGUUGAAAUAGGUGUAUUUGUCCUGGAAUAAGGUGAAAAUAAUGUCGCUGCGAAAAAGUUAAAAUAUAUAUUUAUAUUUAUAAAGCAUUCCUUGGUCAAAAGUAUUACAAUGAAGAAGGACAGUGAAGUAGUUUCUACAUCGUCUGGACAAUCUCGCAAUUCGGAUUAUAAAAAAGGCUCGUCAUUUUCCUUGAGGAGGAUUUUCAGUGGACAGAAAAAGCGCUCAAAAUCACACAGCAGUUUGGACUCGGACUCGGCUCGUUCGGAAACAAGUUUAAAUGUUUCUAACGAGAGUUCAGCGGGCUUGUCCCAAGCAUCUGGCUUCCAAAGCACAUGUUAUGCCCAAAAAAGGAAAGACAAUAUGAUAGAAUGUCCUGUAUGUCUGACAGAUCAACCAACUGAAAAUUUUCAAGUUGUGAUGACAUGUCAUCAUCGUACAUGUCGAGACUGUUUACGUCAAUAUCUACAGAUAGAAAUCACAGAGAGUCGAGUUAAUAUCGCUUGUCCUGAAUGUAGCGAAAAGUUUCACCCAAAUGAUAUUCGGCUCAUUCUACAAGACGAAGGCCUAAUGGUAAAGUAUGAAGAUUUCAUGUUACGUCGUAUAUUAGCCAUGGACCCAGAUACUAGAUGGUGUCCAGCUCCAGACUGUGGGUAUGCUGUAAUAGCAGCAGGAUGUGCUGGAUGUCCAAAAUUAAAAUGUGAAAGAAUUGGCUGUGAUACAUUUUUCUGUUAUCAUUGUAAGCAAUACUGGCACCCUAAUAAAACUUGUGAUGCUGCCAGGGCUGAAAGAUCCCCUAAUUUACGAUCUGGGUCUAUUUAUAGUCAUGAAAACGGCUCACAGAAUGAUAUAAAACCUUGUCCUAGAUGUAGCGCAUUUAUUGUCAAGAUGAACGAUGGUUCCUGUAAUCACAUGACUUGUGCUGUCUGUGGUGCCGAAUUCUGUUGGCUAUGUAUGAAAGAAAUUUCAGAUCUUCAUUAUUUAAGUCCAUCUGGUUGUACGUUUUGGGGUAAGAAGCCAUGGAGUAGAAAGAAGAAGAUAUUAUGGCAGUUAGGUACAUUAGUUGGAGCUCCUGUAGGUAUAUCAUUAGUAGCAGGUAUAGCUGUACCUGCUAUGAUUAUAGGUAUACCUGUAUGGGUUGGUAGAAAGAUUCAUUCUCGCUAUGUUUUGGAUUCUAAACAUAAACGGCGAUUGGCGGUAACAGGAGGUGUGACAGCUUCUAUUUUAGUUUCGCCAAUUAUAGCUGGCUUAGCCGUCGGUAUUGGAGUGCCGAUAUUGUUAGCGUAUGUUUAUGGUGUUGUACCAAUAUCUUUAUGUCGCAGUGGUGGAUGUGGGGUAACAACAUCACAAAAAGGAGGAGUCAGAUUUGAGUUUGAUGAAAAUGACGGCAACGCUGCAAGUACUUACGGGGCUUAUGGUGGUGAUAAUCAGAGUGUUGAGACAGCUCCACAUGUAGCAAAUCCUAGUAUAGCACCAAGUAUUGGUGAAGCGUCUGUAGGAAUGACAGGAAGUCUUAGUGCAAGUGGAAGUCAUUUGGAUCGUGUGGGUAUGCUUCGUGAUGAAAGUGAUCGGGAUUCAUCCAGUAAUAGAGCGAUAGCUGGUGCUAGUUUAAAUGGAAGUUUGUGUGGUUCGGCUUAUGCUGCUGUUAUUGGUUAUCAAAAUAAGUUAGAAGUACAAGCUGAUGUAUCAUCUAAUAUGUCAUCACAUAAACGAGCUAGUUUCUCUAGUGAAUCAGCUAAUAUCAGUCUAAGUGAGAAAUCUGCUACAGUAUCAUUCUCUGAUGAUGUUUCUACUAGAGCUUUAGCUGGUUCUAUAUCAGCUUAUAGGGAUAAAGAUGGCGUAUCAUUGUCUUCGCCUCCAUUUGAAGUACAGGCAGAUGUGGAACCUAAUAGGUCAAUCCACAGUAAAUCAUCAUACGAACGAUCACCGAGUUUACGACGUAGUGUUAGCAACUCCAUUGAAGAACUUAAAGAACAUUCACACAAAUCCAAAAAGUGUACACGAUUCAUAGAUGAUGACGAUAAAGCGAUAGGAAUUGUACGAGUUUAUUCGAAAAAACACGAACCAUCCACUUCCAAUCAUAGAGAGAUUCCAUCAGCAAGAGCAGUAACUCUGUUGGAAUCUAAAACUAGAUCAGUAAGUCAUUCCUCUGGAGAGAGCAUUACAAGUGAAACAAGUAAAUUUUUCGUUCUUCCAGAAGUGGAGACGGACAGACCCACACGGUCGCUUUCCACGAACAAUAUGACAGAAUCAUCCGUACUCUUGAAAAGAAAUCGUCAAGUUAGUUACAGUUGUUCAGGAGUUUAUGAACAUGUGACAGACAAUUCAAGGAGCUCAGAACGAAAAUCUCCACGGCGACACAGUUGUGAGAUGGCCUUUAAGCACGGACGAAUUUCUCCAUCAGAAAUGAAAUAAGACAUGGAAUUAUUAUAAGAUAUUAUAUUUUUGUUGUGUUUAAGUAUUUUAUUUGAUAUUUCAUACAAAAGUUAUUAGUUUGAUCACUUGGUCUGUCCAAAGAAAGGGCCGAGAGGCUGGUUCACAUUUUUGUGUAGCCAACUUCACUGUCAAAUAUGCAUUGCAUGUCAUUUGUAGGAAAUUAAUUGAGCAAAUUUUAAUUACUAGUCCACUGGGAUUUUAUUAAAAUUUUCUAGGAACCAAACCCAAAAGCCUUAUUCACCAUAGCUAUAAUCACUUUUAAGCAAUUGUGAAGUCAAAUCAGCACUACUAAUGAGUUAUCAUUUUAAAAAUUGGUAUUUUUAUUUAUAAUCAAUUUUAAGGGAUUUAAUUUUCGUGGGCCCCAAUGGUUAGUAUUAGUGAAAUCUGCUGUGGAUGUUCAUAAUUUUUUCACAAUAAUUUUCUCAAGGGUUAUUUCAGAACAACCUUUCCAAAACCUACAUCAGUCUACAUUUAUAUGGUCUUACUCAUUUAACAUUUUUUCUUGGCUUAUUUCAUAAAACUUAAAAGCAAUUAGUUGAUGUCACCUUCUAAAUGGUCAAAUAUUUUUUUUCAGGUUUUUCAUAUAUAUUACAGUGCUAUGAAAAUCAAUGUAGAUGAUAUGAUUUAUUUAUUUUUGUUAAUUGUAUAGAUAGAACCUCAAAGUAGAGGAUAAACAAUUAGUAUAGCUCAGAUUGAGAAUGUCCAGGAUUUAAAGAGCUAUUCCAUUUCAAAAUAUCACCUACUUGUAGACCAAUAAGUAAUUUCUACCACAGAUUCUUUUUUUGUUUGCUCAGCUUUGUCAUAAAGUUUGAUUUCUUGGGACUUUAUAUUUAAGCGGACUCCCAGAUCCUUAUUAUUUAUCACAACACAAAUCUUCCUGUCAGUAUAUUGGUUACUUUUAGCCAUUACUUUAAAGAGAAUCGAAGAGUAGUGUUCUUUAUUUGUGGUUUCAAUUAUCCAGCCCAUACCUUAUCACCAGUGUGGUGAUCUGAGCCCAUCCAUUACCACAAGCAUGUGGUUCUCAGGUCUUGUACUUAAUUGUAUUUCAGUAACAUUAAUUAACAUAGUGAGCUAUGGAAUUUUAAGUUACAAUCAAUUUUAAAUUUUUUCUCAUGAUUUAUGGCCCCAGGAAAAGAUUUGCUUUUCAUACCCAGGAAUUCAGAUACCUCAUAAUUUUGGACUUCAAUUAUGAGAUAGCCAGACUGGUUAUUUCUGUUGUCUAGCAUAUCAUGAAACAAUUUGGGAACUCUUAUUCUGGAAAUUGUUUAAAUAUAUUUUGUUGUAAUGUUGUUUUCUUUUCUCGGUGUGUAUAAUUUUCAGUCUAACUGAUGUGAUAGUAGUUUAUUUCAUGUUUUAUAUAACAUCUUGUGGUUGUACAUUGAUGCUCAUACAUCAUCUUCCAACUUCAAGGGGAAACUCUACUCCCUCAUUUGAGCCCUUCCGUUCGAUAUUUUUGUUUUAACAGCAAAUAUAGUGUGCCAGACAGUGAAAAACUACAAUAAAAAAAAGGGGAAAUGUUUAAUUAAAUGUAUUAAGAUAAACCGAAUAGAAUACAACUUCUAUACUCACAGGCCCAAAACACUCUUUUCUCAAACAUGAAUGCAAAAAAAAUAUGGUAUAAAUAUGGUCCACUCCUAUCGGGAGCCAUAGUGGCUCAGUGUGUGAGUAAGACUUUGACUUGCUAACCUGGAGGUCCCGUGUUCGAUCCCUGCGUUGGCCUAGAAAGUUCAUCGGGAUUUUCUGACGUAAUUCCUUCUUGUAAGUGGUGCAGAGCCUUGCAAGGGACAACGUACAGUUGUUCGGAUGGACGAAAAACCAAGGUCCCAUGCACCCAUUGGCGUGCACAUAAGGAUCCCUUGUCAGUUGGAAUUUGAUAUAAAAUAGGCCGUAGUGCCGCUGUCUGGGCAAAAUUUCCCUUAUGGCACACUGUAUGAUAUAUGCCUGUCUUCAUUAACCCAGUCACAGUUAAACCUCAUUUCAUUUCAUUUCCACUCUUAUCAAGGGAGGUUAUAUGACCUGAGGCAGCAUAUUUUCUGAGAAUUACCAUCUCAUUUUUUGUGCAACCACAAGAUAUAGGUUUAAUUUAUAUGUAUAUUAUUUUUAUAUGGCUUCAGUCUUUCAUUUGAUAUAUCUGCACCAUCGUCAGAUAUAUACACUGUGGUCCUAUUUGUGAAGCAGGACCCUUGUUCAUACUUAAUCAGUGACCUUUGAUGUACAACAUCUGUGGUUUGUGAGUGAGUAUGAAGGAUGUGUAGGAUAUUUAACGAUGAAACUGUAAAUAUAUAUGUAUAUUAUAUAUAGUAUUGUUUAUAUGGCGUGGAUUACUAUAGUAUAAAACUAGUUUUAAUAUACGAGGAAUCGCUUGCAAUAUUUGAACUCUCCCAAACAGUUAUAAUGCAAUUUUCACGUCAACAAUACGAUUUUUUGCCAACUUUCUGGAUGUUAACCGUUGUAACACAAAUAUAUCUUUAAAGAAAAAUUAUUUAGUUUUUUGUAGGUCUGAGACAGAUGAAAUAUUUUGGGACUACAGGUGGAUGUCACUGUGUCUUUCAGUGAAACCUUGGUAUAUACCACAAGUGUUGCUCUAACACAACGUUAGCUCAGUUUUAUAGUGGUUGCCUAUGUUAAUCUGUCUUGAAACUUCUUCAAGUGACUUUCUUAAUGCAGACAUUGAUAAUUAAUCUGGACUACCGUCAUGUCAUUCUCUAUUGGUUAAACUGGGUUUAAAGUUCAUUAUGCAAAUAUAUAAGCUAUAAAUACCUUUGAAAUUCAGAAAAUUUGAGAUUAAGUUUGUACUAGGCCAACUACUAAUUUCUAUCUAAGCUCCUUGUUGUAACCUAGGUUUACUCAACAAAGUUAGUGCAAUCUGUAAAAUUAAAGAUCACAAGUUACAUUGGUAAUGUUGAUACAUGUUGUUUUGUCACCAAUGCAACAUAGAAUAUUCUAAUAAGUUUUAGAUUUCUGCUUUUAUGAAAGUUGCAAUCAUUAAUCUUUCAGGUUUAAAGUACAGAAGUUUUUGCCAAAAUAAUGCCUCUUGUCAAAGUAUUGUAAACAAUUGCUGCCAAAAAUGUUGAUUCAUCUUUUGUGACCUCCUAUUUAGUGUCAUUCUUCAUUUAUCAUUGACUCGUGUUUAAAAGUAUAUCACACCAUAUUUUUACCUGCAUCAAUGAUAAAAAGCUAUUGUACAACUUGCUCACUGAAUGUAAAUAUAGCCUCCAACAGAUACUGCAAUAAGGCAUCUUUUCAUUUCGAAAAAUAUUUGCAUCUAUAUUGUAUUUAUUACUAGAAAUGAACAUUUUUUCAUGUCCUAUAUGUUGUGUUGUCACCAAUAAAUGUGUUUCAGAUAUAACAUGGCAACACAGACAAUCUCUUGACAAGUUUUUAUAUUGACGGAGGUAUAAUAUAUUAAAUAUUAGCCAUAUACUAGCACCUGUUGGUUAAACUUUUAGGUUGGUUGGUCAUACAUCGCUUAGUUUUAUAUUGAAAGUCAUCCUCGAUAGAAUACUUUAUUCAGAAUGGUCAAAAACUAUGAAGUCACAAAUUUUAUUCUUCAUACAGGAGUUCCCGACAAUAAAAAGCCUGUAAUAGUGACAAUAAUAAACACAGAAGUUUCGGCUAUUGCUAUACUACUAUUGAUAAUAACUUAGUGGUCGAUGAGGGACUGAGACCGAAUGUUUUAUACAUCAUAAGGUCUAUCAUUGAGUCAAGUGUCCCCAAAAUGACCAACCUUGUGUUAAAUGAGCUUAAACCUCUCUCUCUCUGGUUGAUGACAAAUUUUAAACCCAUUGUUAAAGGAUGACUCUCUAUGUAAAAUUUGCAGCUUAUGGUAUGUACGACUUUACAGUGUAUAUAAUAGUUGUAUAUAAAAUAUAAUGUAUAAAACAUGUCAUACAUUUGUAUAUUGAUAUAAUUGUAUAAUCCAUACUGAAUUCUUUUCUGAGAAAAAAUAAAAUAAUUGAAUUGUCCAAA
This is a messenger RNA of Patella vulgata (common limpet), 6450 nucleotides long. RefSeq names its product E3 ubiquitin-protein ligase RNF19A. The record is from RefSeq and is a predicted model, not a curated record. Gene Ontology annotation, molecular function: ubiquitin conjugating enzyme binding; ubiquitin protein ligase activity; zinc ion binding. Gene Ontology annotation, cellular component: cytoplasm; ubiquitin ligase complex. Gene Ontology annotation, biological process: ubiquitin-dependent protein catabolic process; protein polyubiquitination; positive regulation of proteasomal ubiquitin-dependent protein catabolic process. The coding region runs from base 157 to 2460 and encodes 767 amino acids. Lineage: Eukaryota; Metazoa; Mollusca; Gastropoda; Patellidae. The transcript is spliced from 10 exons.